CAGAAAACGUCAGUGUCAAAAGUCAAGACGGAUUGAUGUUCCUUUUUGUUUCUUGAUUGUACUGAAUAAAAACAAAGUUGAAAAUGAUAAAAUAUAAACGGGAAUAUUGUUUGAAUCUGAAACAGAAAACUAUUCGUUUGUAGAAGGAAUUUUCGUACAACCAAGCAACAUGGAGCAGAAACCAGCGACAGAUAUAGUGUUAUCAGCAAUAAGCACUCUUUACAAUAAUCCUAACAGAAGUGAGAAAGAACAGGCUUCCCAAUGGUUGUUACAACUCCAGAAAUCUGUACACGCUUGGACUGUUGCAGAUGAGCUAUUACAAGCGAAGAAGGAUGUGGAAUCGUGUUACUUUGCAGCACAAACUAUGAGGACUAAAAUCCAUCAGUCUUUCCAUGAAUUACCACUAGAAGUACACACUUCGCUGAGAGAUUCUCUUUUAAAUCACGUCAGUCAAAUCACUGAAGCAGCUAGUACAGUUGUAGUGACUCAGUUGUGCCUUGCUUUAGCUGAUUUAAUUCUCCAAUUGCCCUCCUGGCAGAAGCCGGCCUUGGAUUUAAUCACCAGGUUUUCCCAAAAUCACAUUUGGCCACUUCUUGAGGUGCUAACUGUGCUACCAGAAGAAUUAGAAACUAGAUCUGUUAGAUUAGGCGAAAAUAGGAGAAUGGAGGUAUUAGACGACAUGAAAUUCUGUGCACCAACAGUAAGUGAUUUCUUGAAACAUUGUUGUAACAUGUAUGGAACAAAUUGGCAUGACCACAUACAAGUGAAUGUGAAAAUUUUAAGAUGCUUCACGUCAUGGAUUUCUAUUGGAGCCAUAAGCUUAAAUGAUAUUGCAGAUCAUAUGAUAAUAAAUAGAGCAUUUGAGAUUUUGAAUUUCAAACCACAAAAUGAAAAGGAAACAUUAGCUGGUGCAUUUCAUGAGGCUGCUACAGAUUGCAUAUGUACCUUGUUACACUGUUUAGAAGAUAACAAUAACCAAAUGGAACUAGAAAAUUUUUUGUUUAACAAUAUAGUAAAUCUAGAAGUACCUUAUCAUAUGUCUGUAGCAAAUGAAGACCAAGGGAAAGCAAUGGACUACUGUAGGCUUUUUACAGAACUAGCAGAGACAAUGCUGGAAAAAAUUGUCUCACAAAGCUCACCUAAGCAAAUGCACUAUGCAACAAAAGUAUUAGAUCUCGUUUUAAUCUGUGUAGGGCAUCAUGACUAUGAAGUAGCUGAGAUAACAUUCAACUUAUGGUAUGUACUCAGUGAAGAACUGUAUCAAAGGAAUAAUAAAGAAAUAACAGAGCUAUUUAGACCUUACAUUGAAAGGCUGAUUACUGCAUUAUGUCGUCAUUGUCAAAUGGAGCCAGAUUACGAAGGAUUAUUGGAUGAUGGAGAUGAGUUCAAAGACUUUAGAUUGAAAGUAUCAGAUUUGAUAAAGGACAUUGUGUUCAUAGUAGGCAGCAGCAGUUGUUUUAGGCAAAUGUUCAUGAGUUUGCAGGAACCUGGAGUGACUUGGGAAGUUAGCGAGGCUGCCUUAUUCAUCAUGCAGGCUGUGGCUAAGAAUGUCUUGCCAAGUGAAAAUGAAGUUGUUCCAAAAGUAGCAGAGGCAAUUCUUAGUAUUCCUGAAAACACACAUAUAGCUGUGAGAUACACGUCAGUUUUACUAUUGGGUGAAUUGUGUGAAUGGAUUGAAAAACAUCCUGAUACUUUAGAUCCAGUACUCAACUUUUUGGUAUGUUGCCUUCCUCAUGCAGGUACAGGAGCUGCAGCAGCAGUGGCUCUUGAAAAUAUUUGUGGUGCUUGUAGCGAAUAUAUGCCACAUCAUUUGCCAGUACUGCUUCAACUACUGAGUCAAGUAGAUACAUUUGCCAUUACCAACAAUGCUGUUAUAGGACUACUAAAAGGUGUUGCUGCUAUCAUGGGAAAAGUUUCACAUAAUGAUAUUAGUGCAGCUGUUAGAGAACUUUGUUUCAUGCAGCUGAAGCCUUUGAGUGAGUUGAUUGAACAGAAUAUAGUUCCUGUGAGAGGUACAAAGACAGAUCCAGUGUUAUGGUUGGACAGACUUGGAGCUAUAUUCAAAUUCAUCAAGGUCAAUCUGAGAGAAGGUGAACCUCAUCCGCUGAAACCAGUUAUUUUAGAAGUAUGGCCAGUUUUGUCACAAGCUUUUGACAAAUUUCAAAAUGACAUUAGGAUUAUGGAAAGAUGCUGCCGAUCUGUGAGGUUCAUGUUACGAAGCGCCAGCCUGCAAGUUCGAGAGAUCCUGGAUAGCUUAGUUAGCCAGAUGAUUCGCAUUUACGCCAGUUAUCCUCAUUCAUGCUUCUUAUAUGUAGGCAGUAUCUUGGUGGAUGAAUACGCGACAGAACCAGACUGCGUGCCAGGACUGCUCGAUAUGUUACAUGCCUUCCUUGAACCCACCUUCCAGCUGCUGCGUGUAGAAAACGGCCUCCGGAACCACCCGGAUACAGUGGACGAUUUCUUCAGGCUGUGUGCCAGGUUCAUGCAACGUGCUCCUAUUCCAUUCUUGAAGAGUUCCUCUCUGAUACCAAUCCUGCAGUGUGCGCUCAUGGCCUCCACGCUAGACCACAAGGAGGCGAACAUGUCUGUGAUGAAGUUUUUCUAUGAUCUUAUUGACAAGGGACAAGCCAACAAACUCCAGCCAGAUUACCAAGAACGCAGGUCGUUGAUAGAACGGCUGCUGGACGAGUAUGGUCAGCAACUGGUCACGAAUUUGAUCCAUUCGUGCAUAUUCUACCUACAUUCGUACAUGCUGAGCGAGGUGGCUGAUGUGAUACUCCAACUUCUCGACUUUAACAGAGACACAACGAGCAAAUGGUUAGCUAAUGGACUAGACUCGUUACCUAAACAUAACAAUGGAGGACUGAUGACGGCAACACCGCAACAGUUAAAUGACAUUCAUGCAACGAUUGUCCAAGCACACACUUCCAAAGCUGUGACUCAUGCCCUGAAAGACUUGUUAACAUUGUACCGCUGAAGAUUUGGAACAAAGUGAUUGAUGAUGUCUAAUUUUAGAACGAAUAAAUUUUAUUGUAAUCAGACAUUCUUUUUAUGUAUUAAUGUACAUUAAGUUGAAUGUAUUUUUAUGGACUGUAAUAUAAAUAAAUUAAGUGAUAGGCUAUAAGAAUUUCAUAUACUAUCUGCAGAACACCAUGUGAAGUGGUGGAUAUUAUUGGGUUAUUGUGAGAUAUGUACCCUAUAGCAUCGCAGCAAUCAAGGUGAAAUCAAAGAGAAGUUAUAUAAAGAGGAGACCGACAAGGCGAAUUUAUUCGUGGUGGAGAUAUUUUUUAUCCAUUUGCAAACUAUGAAAUAUAUUUUUCAUACAAUAAAG
Acanthoscelides obtectus is the source of this 3331-nucleotide messenger RNA. The record is from the annotation of a GenBank genome assembly. NCBI's taxonomy places the organism in Eukaryota, Metazoa, Arthropoda, Insecta, Coleoptera, Chrysomelidae.